AUGUCCCACCCUAUCAACAAAUUCCAACCGUUCCCCAACUUCUAUGUCUACCGACCAGGUUACAUGGUAGUUCCUCUGAUUCCCCUUGACGAGCUACCUUCCUGGGUCCAAGUCGGCGAUUUCGACUGGGGCGAUAGCUCGCUCUACGAAGCUAUGCUUCCCGCUAGCUUUAACUGUUUCCCCCGAAUAGGCGAAUACGACGUGAUUUGCCAUCAUUGCUACAAAAACGUCGACAGCUACCAUCGCAGCGUGUCCGAGAGAAGUGAUAGCAAUGCUUCUUCUCGGGCCUCUGAUCUUCCCAAAGGGCUUGCUGCUCAAUUGCCUGCGAAUUCUAUCUUGUUGGAUCCAUCCUUCAAGCUUGAGCAGCCGCCGUUUGGGGCAAGCUUGAAUGUUAGUCCGUUUGUCGGACUGUGUUUCUCUCCUCGGAAAAGACUGUGUGAGCUCUUGUGCCCAUGUCUUCGGUGUACUCAAAACGGCCAGGAUCAGCGGAAUGACCAGAACCAGCAGAAUGACCAGAACCAGCAGAGUGACCAGAACCAGCAGAGUGACCAGAACCAGCAGAGUGACCAGAACCAGCAGAAUGAACAACAUGAGGAACAUGAGGAACAUGAGGAACAAUUUGAGCGUGAGGAUCAGUCUGAACAUGAGGGUCAGUCUGAACAUGAGGAACAACAUCCCCCAUCUCAUCAGAAUACUCCUCCGCCUACAGAUCCUUCUGGGCAUCCUCCACCUCCGAAUACUCCUGAAAAUCCUCCUGUCAAUAAUCCUGCGGAUUCCCCUAACCCUCCUGCAAAUCCGCCUCUGAAUUUGCCUCCAGAGUCUCCGGAUCAUUCGAACCCUUCUCUGCCAGAGGAAGAGGGAAUUCCUCUGGAGACUAUGUCUCAUUCAGACCAAGGACAUCGGGCAAGCCAAGCGUCUCAGGCAGCACAGGCGGCCCAGGCAUUCCAGGAGAACGGGACUCGUCGGACGCGCUGGGAUAUUCGGGAGUCUAUAAGAGCGGAAGCAAGAGAUCGGUCCGCAUCGGAAACCGCAAUCACUGAGUCAUCUUCCAUUCACGCCGUACCAAUUACCGGGACUGACCCUCCAGCUGAGGCAGAACAGGAAGGAGAAGCACCUCCCCGGAAUCAUGUAAACGGGGUCACUCCUGUAGAUACGCCAGGCCAUGCAGCUUCUGCAUCUGCAUCUGUUGAACAUACUCAACCUCAGACGAAUGGUGGAAGUGAAGCUGCGACUUCGGGAGACAGUGGAAACAGCUCCUUUGGGAGGAGGCGUGCGCGACAUCGAGAUAGACUGAAUCGCCGGGGUCAGUUGUUUGAAGACGACGUGUCUGGCCCAGAAAUGGGGAUUGAUCGUAUUGAUUCUGUUGUUGCAGGGCUGUCAGGAAUCCUUGUUGAAACAGACGUGGAACAAACUGUUACUCAGAGGGAGGACGCUGAGGCUGUAGACGCUGAGGCUGUGGACGCUGAGACUGUGGACGCUGACACACAGGACGCUGAGACAGAUGCCGAGGCAUAG
Molecule: messenger RNA, 1515 nt
Organism: Aspergillus piperis CBS 112811
Lineage: Eukaryota; Fungi; Ascomycota; Eurotiomycetes; Eurotiales; Aspergillaceae
Exons: 2
Coding region: 1-1515 (504 amino acids)
Source: RefSeq, a predicted model, not a curated record